GCGGACCGGUGGGCCGGGACAGUCCGGUGAGCCCGCUCGGACAGAUAGAGACGGGCGGCGACGUGUGCCGGUCGACAGAGGCAGCUCAGAGCCAAGGUCGACGCCCGGGAGGACAGGACCAGUGAGGGCGGACGCAGCGGGCACGAAGACGCUGAGAGCACCAGCCGUUGGAGACAGACGAGCUUCAGUGACGGCAGGUGAGAGGUUUUCGAAGGUGAGGUCAGCCGGUGCCCCCAAAAGGACCGAGGACGCACCUAGUGCUGAUGUACAGAAAGUGACCUUGUGCAAGAAAGAGACGCCUAUAGCAAAGCCACGCAACUUUGAAAAGAACUCGAAGACAGGACGAACUUGCCAAGAUGUGAAGGAGAAUAAAGCACACGGGAAGAAAUUAGAGGUGAGUUCAGUCGGUGUUUCAAGGUCGAAUGGCACGAAGCUCCCGCGGAAAGAACCGCGUGAGUCAGCAGCGCAGGUGAUACCAGCACCGAAAACUGUAGGAAACAGGGUAGCUUUCAGGGGUGAAAAGUCAACCACGGCAGCCAACGGGUCGCUAAAGACAGUCAAUAGUUCGCAGCUAAUAGAGAGCCAGUCUGGAGGAGGGUGUCCAGGAUCUCUGGGCGUCACCAUGAAGGCGGACGCAGGCGGGCCACUGGUGGUCCCUCAGCCACUGCAGGACAGCCUGCCGGCCAGAAAGUCCAGCCUGCCGACCGCCGACACGGUGAGCAACGUGAAACGACUGUUCGAGCCGCCCUCGGGCGGGGGCGGGGGCGGGGGCGGGCCGCCGGAGCCGGAGAAAGGCAGCGCGUCCGGCGGCGGCCGGCCGGCCGGCGCAGACGCCGCGUUCCCGCCCGCCGCGGAUGACGUGCCGGUGCCGGCGGACCGCCCGAUGACUGUGUCAGAGAGCAGCGGCGAGCUGCGGCUGCCGCCGGCGCAGCCCGUGCCCAACGGCCGGCCGGCGCCGGCGCCGCUCCGCGCCAGGAGCACGGUGGGACUGCUGCUGAGCGGCGGCCGGCCCGUGGUGACCGGGCCGGUGCUGCCCGACGGCCCGGUGACCAAGGCCUCCCUGGCGGCCGCCGUGAAGCGCAGCAGCCCUCCGCUGACCGGGGGUGACCCGGCCCGGUUCAGCUCGGCCCAGGCGGUAAACGCCCGCCUCAUAUCCGCCGCCGCGGAGACCUCCGGCGAGGCGACCGGUAACGGAGCCGGCCGGCCGCCGGCGCCGGUCAACACCACACUCGCCUGGCACCAGCGCGUCAACAACAGCAUCCUGUACAACUUCACCGACCGCAGCGAGGUGCCAGACUACAUCGAGGAUGACGGCAUGGACAUCCACCGCCCGGCCAAACCCAAGCCUAACGACACGGCGUACGUGCUUCUGGCGGGCUUCGAGCACGGCCAGACCAGCGACGAUGACGUGCUGCCGGCGCCGGCCGCGCCGCUGCCGCCCCCGGAGCCGCCCGCCUGUCCGGUGGAGUUCACCAACGCCGGCGUCAUCAUCAACGGCCAGUCCAGCCUGCGCCGCCAGCCGCGGGGGAGCACGCGUGCCGUCUGGUUCAGCCAGCUCAGUCCGCGGGUGUUUCGGUACCCCUCUGAGUCGACACUACUGGAGGCACAACCUCCGGAGCCGGAGGCGCCCCGGUCUGAGACGGAGGCCACCACCGGCUCUGACGAGGACUGGGACGGGACGGAGGAGAGCGACCGGCCGGCACCCUCCCAGAGACUUCUCGGCUCCUCGCUGCCGGCCAACCCCGCACCGAAACCCUCCACGCUGUCCACCUACACGUCCAGCCGCCUGGCCACGGAGGAGGCCGCCGCCUUCCAGCUGGGUGUCACGCGCGCAUCGCGGCCGCCGGCGCCCUCAGUCCCGGCGCCGGCGCCGCCCUCCGCCCCCGCCCCCGCCCAGCCUGACGAGGAGGAGGACGCUGCCUGGAGCGCAGACACCACCGCCGACAUGCUCUUCUGAAGAGGCCUUCCGAACAUGUGCUGAGAAAGUGAGGAGGUGCGCAGUGGCACACGCUCAAUGGCUCUGAGUUGAAGUCGAAGGCCGCGAAAUUGCACGUCGCGUUACCGUUCGCAGUGCUUUGAGCUUGUGUUACUCAUUGACGGGUUGAACUCUCCUGGUGAGUGGCGGCGAGAGGAAUGCAGAAUGCCCCCUAAACUAUGCAAAAUGGACAUGUUCAUGUAUAAAAGGACACGUAGAGUCAUGCAGAAAGAGCAUCACCGUCAGGGUCGUGUGCUUAAUUGCCAGACAGUAUUCGUCGUAUGACGUUUAUAAUGCGUGUCAGACGAUGGAUGCCGAAGUGAUACGUGUGUAGGUACUGAGAUUUUGUGUUCGUAGCGUAGCUUUGUUAUACGUAUGCUUGUAUAUUUGUGGUAAGUAUGGCUGAUCGUGAAACUGGCGAACUUAUUUGAGCACUUAUUCCACGGAUAAGAACGCUUCAAUGACUAUGCAAACAUACAUGGGUAGAUUCGCUUAGUCAUACAGUUCCUUUUGUGUUCCGAGCAGCGGCAUCCUCACAUCCCACGCGGAGACGCAAAUUUGUUGUAUAAUCUCGCUACACGUGCCGGGCUGGUCCAGUGACGUCACCAAUCGGUGACCAAUGCCGAGCGAGACAGAUAGCUGCCGCACGUCACGGCAGCGGCUGAGGCGAUAGCGGGCGUGCCAUGGUGACGGAGCACAUACGCGGGACUGAUUCUGAGAUCAUACAGAAAUCGGACGCAGCGAACAAGACGAUGAGGAGAAAGUACUCAUGAGCGUGGACAUGUGAUAUUACCAAAUUCGUUUUGCGUUGUAUUGUGAUAAAAUGCAUUAAAUAUAUUCCCAAUGACGAUA
Messenger RNA from Amphibalanus amphitrite, 2827 nucleotides. RefSeq names its product verprolin-like. The record is from RefSeq and is a predicted model, not a curated record. The transcript has 4 exons. Lineage: Eukaryota; Metazoa; Arthropoda; Thecostraca; Balanomorpha; Balanidae. The coding region runs from base 623 to 1957 and encodes 444 amino acids.